Argentina anserina (silverweed cinquefoil) is the source of this 1266-nucleotide messenger RNA. RefSeq lists its product as uncharacterized. The transcript is spliced from 2 exons. Gene Ontology annotation, molecular function: acetylglucosaminyltransferase activity. Lineage: Eukaryota; Viridiplantae; Streptophyta; Magnoliopsida; Rosales; Rosaceae. Bases 1 to 1266 code for a protein of 421 amino acids. The record is from RefSeq and is a predicted model, not a curated record.
AUGUGCCCCCCUGGUCACCCUCCUACCAAUUUAAGCCACAUUGUGAUCGGAAUGGUCGGCUCUGUCAACACAUUGAAGGACAAAACAGCUUACAUGGAAGCAUGGUGGCGGCCUAAUAUCACCCAAGGAUACCUCUUUCUGGAUAGAGCUCCUACUGCAGAGUUUUUGCCUUGGCCUUCAUCUUACCCUCCUUUUCGUGUCAAUGAGGACGUCGCUAAAUUAAAACUGUACUCGAAACUUGUGAAUCCGGUACAAGUGCGAAUAGUUCGUUCUAUUUUGGAGUUAUUUAGAGAAGACAAAGAGGCAAGAUGGUAUGUAAUGUCGGAUGAUGACACCAUUUUUAUGGUUGAUAAUUUGGUUGAAGUUCUGGCAACGUAUGACCAUACCAAGUACCAUUACAUCGGUACGAGUUCGGAAUGUGUAAAAUCUAAUUUUGAUUUUUCAUUCGAUAUGGCUUAUGGUGGCGCUGGUUAUAUUUUGAGCAACCCUCUGGUUGCAGUAUUGUCAACAAAGUUGGACGAAUGUAUUGAGAGAUAUUCAUACUCCUGGGUUAGCGACUUUACAUUACAUGAAUGUUUAACCGAUUUAGGAGUUUCUUUAACUCAAGAACAGGGACUUCACCAGAUUGAUCUCCAUGGUGACAUAUCAGGUCUUUUAUCUUCUCACCCUCAAUCUCCAUUCCUCUCCCUCCACCACCUCGAUACAAUUGACCCAAUUUUCCCAUCCAUGAACCGGUCUGAGUCCAUUAACCAUCUCAUGAAAGCGGCAAAAGUUGAACAUUCACGUCUGCUUCAACAAACAAUAUGCUACCACAGACCAAGCAAUUGGUCUUUCUCAAUCUCAUGGGGCUAUUCUGCACACAUAUACGAGAAUAUAAUCCCCCGGAGCAUUUUACGGAGGCCCAUCGAGACAUUCUUGCCCUGGAAGAAGAACGCAAGACUACCAUUUUACAUGUUCAAUACCAGGUGGCGCUCCAGCGAUCCAUGCCAAGCUCCGCAUGUGUUUUAUUUUGAUUCUGUUGAUCAGAGUGUUGAAGGAACCAAGACUGUUACCACAUAUUCAAGAGUAGCUCCGCGUGGUCUGGCGUCGUGUUCUUCAAGUGGUAACCACUCUGCGGAUUCCAUGACCAAAAUUGAGGUCUAUUCAUCUCUAGAAUUCCCCUUGGAGGUGGGUGGAAAGGAAUGCUGCGACGUAGUAGAUGCAGAUGAUAUGAACACUACUCGAGUAAUGUAUAGGCCAUGCAUGGAAACUGAAUUUAUCGCAUAA